GAGAAAAAAACUGUUGGAUUACACAGGCAUCGCUCGACAUUUCUAAAACUGUGUUAAAAAGGUAGCAGCGGUCCUGUGAUAUGGGUCAGCAAGUUCACUUAGGUAACCGGUGACCCAAGCAGCUGAAUAAUUUAUACGCUGGUGUGUAGUUCAGGGAUAUAACAGCUUAACACAGGAGUGCUUAAUUCUUGAGGAUUACCAAUCGUUCACGUGGACACACCGAACACCUAUAAACAUAGUGUCGGGAAAUGAAGAAUUACAAUAAGAAAAGUGAUUAGAUGUUCUAAGGAUAUAAACCUCUACGACAUGUAGCAGAAACACAGAUAUGCCUCACGGCGCCAUUCCAUUUCCUUUUGGGGACUGUCGUAUCUGCAACGACAAGGCCACUGGGUUCCACUAUGGAGUGGCUACAUGUGAAGGAUGCAAAGGAUUCUUUAAGAGAAGCAUUCCUAAGGGAGACAAGUACACCUGUUUCUUUGGAGGCCACUGUAAUAUUACACCCUUCAAUAGAAACAGGUGCAAAGCUUGCAGGUUCAAGCGCUGUUUGGAUAAUGGCAUGGCCAUUGAUGCUGUUAAAAUGGGAAGGAUUCCGAAAGUGGAAAAAGAAAGAGCAUUACUAGAAACCAGAAUGCAGUCGCAAGCAAGUGGUUCAAUGGAUGUGGAGACAGAUGACCAAUCUCCUAGUGAUGUGUGGAUAGCUUCACAUGAGAGAGAUCAACCAAAUCAUUCUGUCAGCUCCUUUAACAAAGAAAAAAUGUGUAUUCCUAAUCCUUCUACUUUGUUCUCCUUUGAAAAGAAAAAAAAUCACUUUUCCCAAGAUUCAGCUAACUACAGUGGAUUAAAACAAAGUAAAAGCAUGUAUUCUUGGAUGACAAAUUCUGAAACUGGUAUUUCAGGGCCAAUAGACAAUCAGCCUGUGCAAGCUGGAUCUAAUGAAUGUAUAUCUUCUAAAAAUAUUGACCCAGCCUUGAAUCUGACAUCAUAUACCACAUAUAGAAAAAGUUCUCAACAUAACACUUUGUCAUCUUUUAACUCUAAAACCACUUCAAGAAGCCAUUCACAUGGUCAUUUACUUCAUCAGCCUUUACCCUUCACUCAGUUUACCAAUCCAGUAGUGCAGCACACACACAUGCCAUCACAUGCCCUACACCCUUCACACAGCACAAGUCAUCAGGCACCAACAACCAAUCAAUCUUUACAAAACAACCUUACAUAUCCACUUGAGCCACCACUUUUGCUGAAGUACCCAGUAAAAACAGAACCUCCAAGCUUUCAGCAUACGUUGGACAGAGAAACUGUGAGUUGUGAUAAUCCUUUUGCUCAGUCAACCACCAGCACAAUCUGCCAUUCUAGAGCAUCACAAGUGAUAGACUCAUUUGAACAGUUCCAGAACUUAACACCAACGUGGCCAGAAAACCAUAAUGGAUUUGUACCUGUACAAGUAAAAAAUGAAAUUAUUCCAGAUCAGAACAACAUCUACAAAGUUCAAGAGAAAAAAAUAAAACUGAAUGUCAGUGAUGUCACACCACUGACAAAGGAAAUGUGUAAAAGAACUUCAUACAGUCCAGAUGUAAUUAAGGUUUUGUUGGAUCAAGUUGGAGGGGAGAAAAUACGAGCUAUGAAACAUCAAAUCAUGAGCACAGUAGCUCAGUAUGUAGGCAGGGAAGAAUAUGAAGCAGCUAAACAAUUACUCAAACCCUACACAGAUAUUCCUGAAAAAAACAAGGAGGAUCAUCUGUGUAUAGUUAAACAAACAGGAGGAAAUGAGGCCCAGGCUUUAUUUCAACCACCUUUGCCAACCAAAUCUGGUUUGAUUAAAAACUCCUCUCAAAAAACUUUACAGUUGCCAUUAACUUCUCAGCAUCCCUCAUCUUCAUAUGAUCAGUAUUUAGUUCCUGAUGUUUCAAAUUCUAGCAUAGAAUUUGAUGCUGAAACAUACUUCAACCAGCAUGUUCUAGAUCAGACAAAUAGCUUGGAUUUCUCACUGAGCAUCAACUCACAUUCUCAAAUUGGAUCUAUCUGCCAAGAAAACUCUAAACAAUUUGAACUGACUAGUGAUGAUUUAAAUAAUUUAGAGUCGUUGGUUACCAACACAUCUACUGAAACAGAUCAGCACUUCCCACAAGAGAACAAAGCUACUGUAGAUUCUAAUACUUCCCAAAAGGUAUCAGUGAGCUCACAUCAUCCAGGAUCAGAAAAUGACAGCCCAGACUCUAGUAAUGUGGAUGAUCUCACCAUGUCAGAAAAAGCACUUGUUUUGAGUCAGUUAUUUGAUAAACACUUGAUAGCGCGGAAAAAGAAAAUACAGAAUAUGAAAUACUACAUUGAAAAUAAAAUUAGUCUUCCUAUUCACCCUUUGACCCCAGAAAGCAAGGACAAAGUCUACAAGCUGCUAAUUGAAUCUAUUCCAGAUAUUAACAAAUCUAUUAUAGGUUAUUGCCAGGAAGUACCAGGCUUUUCAAUGUUAGCAAAAAAUGAUAAAGAGUAUCUAAUAAAGAAUGCAUAUUAUGAUUUGUGGAUGUUAACCAACAGCAUCUUUUUUCAAAAUGAUGAAUGUUACCUGGUACUAGAAGAUGGCACUUUCUAUACUCGAGCAUGGAUGGAAAGGAUUCUAAACCCUAAUAUUGUGGACAAAAUUAUGACUUUUAGCAGAAACUUUAACAAAAUUAAUAUAAAUGAUUCUGAGCUGGCUAUACUUUGUGCUAUACAGCUAACAUCAUCAGAUCAUGUUCAUUCUGGAUUUGAAAAUCUUGAGAGUGUUCAUGAACUACAUUCUACUUACCUUGACCUUUUUGCUGAUGAAAUAGCUAGACGCUUCCCACAGACAAAUCGACGUAUUCUGAUUGAUAUAUUUCGUUAUUUACCUGACUUAAGGGAACUCAAUAAACUGCAGAAAGAAAUAAUAGCCAAUCUCUCCACCCAGCAAUGCCCAGAGAAGGUUGAAUAUGCCCCAGAACCAAGUUCAGAUGUGAACAUACCUUUCUUGAAGACGGAUACACUGAACCACUUAAACACCUAGGAAUCUCAUUUAAUUUAUGAGCUCACACCUGUCUCUUUAAUAUCAAUGUAUAGUUUUUAUUGCUUAGAACUUUUAGUUACUUCAACAGCCAGUAUUUUUUGAGUAAUAAUUAAUAUACUUUUUAAACUUUAAAUGAAUAAAACAUAAUAAAAUAUUACUUUCAAUUGUUAAGAACAAAAGGGUUGAUUAAAAAUUAGUAAGAAUUAAGAAUUCGAAAAAAUACACUAAUUGUUCAUUAAAAACUAUUUUAGAAAUGAAAUUGCAAGGCAGCUUGCAAUUAUAUUUGAAAAUGAAAGUCAAAAUUGCUACAUCUUUGUGUAGAGAUCUCAAAUAAAACCUAAGCUACAGGAAUAAUUCAUUUAAUAUUUUAUGAGAUAUUUGAAAAUACAACUUUGUGAAAUAUGUUUAUAUUAUACUUUGUUAAAUAAUUAUUACAAAAUGUUUACUGACCUAAAUCUAACAAUAAUGCUUGAUAAGUAAAUAGCAAGUUAGAUGGUAGAUUGGGCAGCAUAUAUUAGUUAAACUGCUGUUGUUAAAAUACAAAAUGGAAGAAAAGUUAGCCCAUAGGCUUGGCCAUCAAAUUAUGUGCUUUACAAUAUCUAUCAUAUAAACCAAGGAUACAUAACAUUUACUUAAAUAUAUAUACCUUAUAUGUUUUUUUCUUCUUAAAUACUUGUUUUAAAUGAAGAAAUUUAACAUUUUGAAGAAGUUAAAAUAAAAUUUUGUAAAUCAGACCUUACUUCUCCUAACUACAAUUCCAUUUCUAUUCUGUAUUUUAAUAUUCGAAAGAUCGUCAUUAUAAUCAUACUUCAAAUCAUUUUUAUAGAUUUAUUGUUGCUUAGAUUACCAUAUUUUUAAAGCUUGUAACAUUUUUCAGAAGAGUACUGUUAUAUCUUUUGAAUAUAAUUCAAUUUAUUAAUUUGUAAAUCUUUAUAAUUCAUUAACCAUCAAAAUGUUUGAGCGUAUAAAAACAAAACCUCAUGUGAGGGAAAUAUAAUGCAUGUUGUCUAUAUUUUUUAAUAUUUGCCAACUGAUAAUUAUUAUUGAAUACAAGGGAUUGAGUAUGUAUUAUUGAACACUGAAAUAGCACAUUUUUGUUAUUAACCCCCCCAUUUCAUGUAAGGCUUUAUAACAUUUCUAUUGAUCUAAAAGUCCUUCUAUCCCAACACUUAUUAAAAAAAAAUUUCAAAAAUAAAAGUUAAGAAAAUAAAAAAAUGUUUAUAUAACCUACUCCAUUUAACUCAAUACAAUAGAAUGAUAAACCAUCCCACUCUUUUGUAUUUUGUAAUAUGUGUACAAUUUCAAAUCUUAACAUAUUUAGUCCUUGUAUUUAAGUUUUUAGGUUGUCAUCAUGUGUUUUUAUUUUUUUUUAUCCCUUCAUAUUGAAUAUGUUGUACAUAUAAUAUAAAUUACAAUCAGAUAUUAUUCUUUAUGCCAACUUAUUAAUUUUUCUUUAAAUAAUCAAGAAAGUGCUCAAAUAAUUGUUGUCUUUAAAAAAAAAAACUUGUUUAAAGUAUCAUAUCCAAACUGGUAGAGUUACAUAUAGUCUUAGAAUUUUAUUAUUCUUAUUGCUAGCAUGAAUGAGGAAUCAAGUUACAAAAGUUACCGUGAUACACAAAAGGAAUGGUACAAUUAAACUUAUACAAAUAACACAAAUAACUUAAAAUGAAGCCCUUAGGUAUCUGAACUCACGCUGUUUACAUUCCCAUCUUCUACUAGAUAUUUAGAUUAGUUAACAACAUUACAGAAUGUUUUUGAAAAAUGUGUUUCUUCAAACCUUGUAAAGACUGUGUUUAUAGUUUGUGGCCUUGUUAUUUUAUAAUUGAAGUAACUUAUUAAUAUAAUAUUAAACUUCAUUUCUUGAAAUGUUCAAUUUUACCUUUUAACAAAUGUGCCCUCAUACAGUGUUAAAAUUAAGUUCCUUUGGAGUUUACAUUCAACAACUGGGGUGACUUUGCUCCAAUAGGUAACUUUGCCCUAAAGUAAAUAAAAAUUUGUUGGUAAAUUAAUUCUUUCACUUUUAAAAAUGGUAUAUAUGGUAUUAAAGUUGCCUUUAAUAUAAUAAAAAUAUAUUUUGCUAAUUUUAGGUGAGUUGAAACAAUUUUUAUGUACACAGUAUCUACAAACAUAUGUAGCACACCCCACACAUUUAUAAAUGUAUGUAUAUAU
Molecule: messenger RNA, 5188 nt
Organism: Physella acuta
Lineage: Eukaryota; Metazoa; Mollusca; Gastropoda; Physidae
Biological process (GO): hormone-mediated signaling pathway; negative regulation of transcription by RNA polymerase II; positive regulation of transcription by RNA polymerase II
Molecular function (GO): RNA polymerase II cis-regulatory region sequence-specific DNA binding; nuclear receptor activity; zinc ion binding
Source: RefSeq, a predicted model, not a curated record